AUGCGUCACCGGAUCGCAGGGGAACAUCCGGAGGAAAAUCCUUCACAGGAACUGAAGGAGCACACGAUACUACCUCGGGAACCGCCACCACCGGACAAUGCACACUACCCACACCCGGGUCCUCUGUCUCGCAUACCGGCAGCCUCACUUCACAAGACUCAGCAUUGGCUACCACAACCUCUACAAGGUAACGUGGCAUCCAGGGGGGACGAUAACAACCUGACCACCUACUACCACUCACAGCCGGGACUGGUGUACCCUUGGUGGGUGCUGGACCUCGGCAACACCCAUAUCAUACACCACAUCAACAUCCUACCUAGACCUGGCUACUACUCCUUCAGGUUCCACAACAUUGAGGUCCGUGUGGGCAACAUCCGGGAGGAGUCUGGCAAAUUCUCCUCCUUCAGCUUGUUCUCGACCUACGUGGGGCCCUACAGCGACACUAUGGGCAACCUCUCCUGCUACAGGAGGGACGGUGUCACUGGCAGGUACAUCAGCGUCCAGCGAGUCACUCCUGAAGAUGACAUGCUGCAAAUCAGUGAUGUUAGAGUCUUCGUUUUAAUUCAGUAA
Procambarus clarkii (red swamp crayfish) is the source of this 570-nucleotide messenger RNA. Lineage: Eukaryota; Metazoa; Arthropoda; Malacostraca; Decapoda; Cambaridae. The record is from RefSeq and is a predicted model, not a curated record.